AUGCUUGAGUUUGUGAAAGAUGGCGGUGUGAUGCAUUCUGAGGAGCUGCAGAGUGUUGAUUCAGUGACCCUGGAGACUUAUGGGGAGUUAGCAUGUGAGAGCAGGAAUAUGCUGUUGUGUAUACUAAUGUGUGAAGGUAGAAAGCAAGUCUACUUAGCAAGCAGUAUUGUGGCGAUGCGGUAUUCUGUUGUGAAUGGGAUCCGUGUGUAUAAGCUGCGGGACCCAGUUACCAGAGUUGAGGUUGAUGAGAUUCUGUAUUUUGAGACUGAAGAGAAUCCACUGUAUCUGAAGCAUGGCGAUGCAUCGAUUUUGAAUGCAGUGUGGGAUGGAGGCGUGAAUAAGGAGACGAUUGAUGAAGAAAGUAAUCUGUUUGGGCGGAAGACGGAAGAUGCGAUUGUGAAAGCAGUAUACAUUGGAAACGAGGUUGAUCUUCUAUGCAGCAAAAACAUGCAGAAGAAAAUUCUAGGGAUUGAUGCGAAGACACCUGUGCACAGAAGUGUGUUGUACAGGAUUGCAAAGGCCUGCACGAUUUUUUCGUUGAUGUUUUUUUUACUGAUGUGUUUUUUUUAUGCAAUGAUGAUGAUCAUUGUACGGUUUGGAGGCAUGGAAGAAGGAAUCUGA
Messenger RNA from Ordospora pajunii, 621 nucleotides. RefSeq lists its product as uncharacterized. The transcript has a single exon. Lineage: Eukaryota; Fungi; Microsporidia; Ordosporidae. The coding region runs from base 1 to 621 and encodes 206 amino acids. The record is from RefSeq and is a predicted model, not a curated record.